This is a messenger RNA of Portunus trituberculatus (swimming crab), 1506 nucleotides long. Its product is annotated as potassium channel subfamily K member 15-like. NCBI's taxonomy places the organism in Eukaryota, Metazoa, Arthropoda, Malacostraca, Decapoda, Portunidae. Gene Ontology annotation, biological process: potassium ion transmembrane transport; stabilization of membrane potential. The transcript is spliced from 8 exons. Bases 231 to 1364 code for a protein of 377 amino acids. Gene Ontology annotation, cellular component: membrane. Gene Ontology annotation, molecular function: potassium ion leak channel activity. The record is from RefSeq and is a predicted model, not a curated record.
UAAACACGCCGCGUCUCCCUUCGUCACUUUUGUAAACACCACAUUCACACUCUCUCGUUCGCUCUCUCUCUCUCAUUGCGGGCCACCAUACUUGCGCGCGCAUGUCACCUUGCGAUAUAGGGCUCAGAUUUGUGUAAAAAGUAUUUUGGUCUGUGCCAGCGGCUGGGAAGAGAAGAGAAGGUGGAAAGAAGUGUAUUAGAAGAGAGAAGGGAAGAAAGGACAGAAGGAAGAUGGACGAAAGCCAGGAUAAAAAUGAAGCAGGCGUGGUGGGACGGUGGCGACGCUUGGUGACGAGCGAGUGGGUGAACACGGUCAGGAGUCACGUGUCCCUGCUGGCGCUCCUCGUGGUGUACACUCUGCUGGGGAGUAAGAUUUUCCAAGUGCUGGAAUCCUCGGCGGAGAAAUCCAGACUAGAUGAGGCCAAAUUGAGACUGUCUGAGGCGCGGCACGGCUUCCUGGAUAGCGUGGAGGGCAUGGAUGCGGUGCUGGGGAACGGGGAAAGAGAGAGGAUAUCUGGGUUGCUGAGGAAGUACGAGGAGGCAGCGGAGGAUGCUCAGAUGGGCGGAGCGUCACUUACCACGGACGCAAACCCCCGCUGGAAUUUCCCUCAAGCUGUUUUCUUCAGCGCCACCGUUCUGACUACGAUCGGUUAUGGCAACAUCGCCCCUGAGACAGCCUGGGGUAGGGUGUUCUGCAUCGUGUUCGCUCUGGUGGGGAUCCCUCUCACCCUGACAGUUCUCGCCAGUUUGGGCCGCCCCCUUGUCUCCCUCCUACCCGUUGCCUCCAUCGAAAGACUCCUGCCCAAGGGUCGCAUGAAGACAGCCGUGACGAUACUAGCAACUCUGAGCCUGCUGGUGUCCUUCCUUGCCCUGGGCGGCCUGCUCUUUAUGUGGCUGGACUCCCGCACCUUCAUGGAGGCCUUUUACUUCUGCUUCAUCACUACCACCACGAUUGGCUUCGGGGACAUCGUGCCUGAAUCGACAGAGACGGCGUUCAUCAUCUGCUGCUUAGUAUACAUCCUGGUGGGCCUGGUGCUCACCACCACCGUGAUCGAGUUGGUGCAGCGCCAGUACGCUUCCUCCUGGGCUGAGAUGAAGCAGCUCACGGCACGCCUGCACGCCCUCUCUGGUCCCCUCGCCUCGGCCAUGCGUAAGCUGGCUGAGGGCGGCGCUGGCGAGGUUGAGAUGGACCCGGAGUUGGUGAGGGAGCUUCGGGACCUUAACGUGACUCUGGCGGAGGUGCAGCGGCGGGGAUCAGCGUCAGGCACCCCACCCCCAGCCCAGGCAGACCCGUGGAAGGCGCUGCUGCUCACCACGCUCACCAAACGGCGUCUCAAGCUGGUCAUGUACGAGAGUAAUGUGUGAUUAUCGUACUUUGAUCCGUAUUCUCAAACACUUCUGUGCUUCACCUACACUAUUUCAAGAAGAUUUAUUUAAAUUUACACUGGUUUUUAAGGUGCUUUUUAGUGUUCUAGAGGUAGAGUGACAAGAUUUCUACAUUAUUAAC